AUGAGAAUUCAUGCUGAAGAUAAGUUCUAUUGUAUUAUACUGCAGAUUCUCCUUUGGACAUCAGAGACUUCACACUGGAGAGGAAAUGUGAGAGUGCUUAACUGGAUAGCCCAAAGACCUGGGCUGAACCGAGAAACUGGCAGUGGGAUGGGAGAGGAAAGGAAGAAUUCAAGCAAUAAUAAGGCAGAAUCUAGCCGCACCACAGCCUGUUCGCCCCACAGCGGACCAGUGAUUCUGUCAAAAUGUGUUCAGCCAAGCCACUCUUUUGCUCAAACCCCUUCGAUGGUUUUCUGUCACACAGAGAAUACAUGCAAACUUUUUAUGAUGGCCUUCAAGCCCUCUUAUUACCCUUCCAACCUUCUCUCCCACUCUCCCUUGUUCACUGUGCCCUCUCCUGUCACACUGGCCUUGCUAAACCACAGGCUCACCAAGCACACUUCUAUCUCUGGUCAGCAUUUCUGUUCUCUUCCCAGAUACUCACAUGGUUUCCUUCCUCACUACAUUCAAAUCUCUGCUCAAAUGUUACCUUCUCAAAGAGAACUUCUCAAAACGCUACUGAAAAGAAUCCCCACCUUCCCACCCCCGUCCCGUAACACAGCCUCAAUGUGUCAUCACUACCUAAUCAAUAUUUUCUGUUUAUUGAGUACCCCCUCUAGUAGAAUUCAACCUGCAUAAGUUCAGGGUUUCACUAUUUCUCCAGCCCCUAGAACAAUGCCUGACACGUAAAUGCUCCAAAAGUGUCUAUAGAAUGAAAUCUUCAGUGAAAGCCAAAACAGAAUGCCAUAGUGUCACGUAAGUAAAGUCACUGACACUGCUCACUAAGAGGUGGCCAACAGUUACCUAGCUGACAAAUCUCAGGUCCCGUUCUUGGCUUUUUUUCGCCACCGACAAAGUUAAAACUCUCAUCUUUCCUUCCCGAGCUCCGUGAAAAUUCAAAGGCAACUAAAUAUCUCCAGUUGGAUCUUUCUGUAUUUUACCUCAUCCUUGCCCGCCUCCGCAAAAUACUGUCCACAAAAAUAAAUACCACCCCUCUAAAUACCACCCAGUUGCACAAGACAGACUCCUUGGCAUCCAGCCCCUUCCUCCUGAUAAGUCGUGGAGAACCAAGUUUAUUCUACCUGUCGACGUUUCUCGCGCCGUGCCCUGGGUCCCGUGGCCACCACUCUGGCCCCAGCCACUAUCCGCUGGGUCCUGAACUGCCGCAGCAGCCUUCUCACUGGU
Molecule: messenger RNA, 1221 nt
Organism: Physeter macrocephalus (sperm whale)
Lineage: Eukaryota; Metazoa; Chordata; Mammalia; Artiodactyla; Physeteridae
Exons: 3
Coding region: 1-675 (224 amino acids)
Source: RefSeq, a predicted model, not a curated record